AAGUGGCCUUUCUGACAAACGUCACAUAAUUACUGUUAUGUUGACGAUAGUCGCAAGAAAAACAGAAAAACAUUAAAAGUUAAUGCCAGUCUAGCAUUUAGGCUGGGGACUCUAACGGAUAACGGUUGUAAAUGUGUCAUCGCCAUAGCCAGCCGUGCAGUCAUCAGCCGGUGAAAGGUUAAUUAAACAGAGCACCGCCCUUUCCAACCCAUCAAUGUUUUCACUGUAACAUCGGCUUGUGGGCAAAACAAUGAACCACGCUUUAUCCACGAAACUUGAUCAUAAUGUGGAUGAUUUUCGUGUCCGUCUCGAUCUGCAUCAGCUUGGUUAUGGCCUUGCUCUUUUGCCUCUGCUGGAAGGACAGAACUCCCACGAACGAAUGGCUAGGGGUGGAUGGAAUGGUGACGCAAAAGAAUCCAGACGAGAACGUCAAUCAUCUGCCCUCCACUGCGAACUGCAAGAAUGGGGUGGCGAAUGGGGAAACUCCAGAUAAAAGAAAUGCCCCGACGAAUUCCCAUAGAAGCCUGCCAGACAUUCCAUCCGAACUCACUGCUGGGGUUACAUGGGAUACCAAUGGGGACAACUCUUCAGAGCACUACGCCACCCUCGGCCAGUACCAGAGCGCGGGGGACAAACCCAGUGCAGUUAAAGGCCCUGAAGUGAGAUCGAGCAUUUCGCAGCACAGUUCCAUUAGCCAGGCGGACGACACUUUUUCCCCAUAUGAAAGAGUAAAGUACGACAAAAUCAAGUCCAAAAAAGAACAUCCCUAUGCCCAAGUGCAGCCCACUUCUCUACGUCCUCCUGUUUAUGAGGAAACGCACACCAGCUCGGAGGAGCGCAUCACUUUGCUCCGAGCGGACAUUCCGAGCACAUCAGCCAAUCCCAGCACGCCAAUUCGGUCGCGUCGAUCUUCAGCUCAGAGCAAUGAGCCUGUGGAUAUUCCAGCAGCAACUGCUGUAGCUGGCGGAAUCGCUGCCAGCUACGAGUUGCCCUAUAUGACUCCGCCUAUUAACUUCAGCGGGGACUCGCAGGAUUCCUCCAAAGGAUAUACCAGCAUCAGCGUGCGGGAGCCCCUGGCGAAUAUUCUCGCUCAAACCACCGGCGUGUCGAAGCAGAAGAGGAAGCUCGAUGUUCACUAUUCUACAGUGUCUGAUGACUCUGAUGAUGUUUACACUACCAUUCCUGAUCCGAAUAAUCCCAUUUACAACAGCGAAAGUGAAACGUACGCUCGCAUUCCUCCUUUGCCCAUUACGGUCGAGGCUGAAAUCAAUGUUCCUCCUUUGGAACGAAUCAGCGACGAAAGGCAGGAAGAAAUUGACGAACUCUAUGAAGCACCCCCUCAGUCCGUCCACGCAUCACAUUCACAUACACAUUCCAGACAAGCAUCUUCAUCGAGUUCUGGAAACUUCGGCUCGCCGAAGCCCGAAAAACGGCAAGCUAACUCGCCUCUUCCGCCUCCGCCCACGGCCAGCAGCGCCGACUUUUACACGGACAAGCUGCAGGUGAAGAGAAACUUGGACGAUUUGUACGCCAAAGUGCAGAAAGUUAGGAAAGAAGAUGCUGUGGACGAUGGGUUCAGUCUUUCAGACAAGGAUGGAUCCGUUAGGAGUUCUUUCGGCAUCAGUCAAGUUGAGGGCUCCUUACGCAAUAGGGAGCACAACUACGAAACCCUGAAGAAAAGCUCGACUACGAACAGCGAUUUCGGUUAUGAGAAGAUUAAAGGAGGAAUGGACUGCGAGCCGGGAUAUGCGAGCAUCAAUGGCCCAGACAGUUUGGCAGCUUCAUCGGAUCCCGGAUACGAAGCGCUUCGUGAAGUUCGUUCGGAAUCAGGCCCCAGUUUCCAGCAGCUGAAGCAAGGCGAAGACGACGUAAAUAAUCUCGGAUAUUCAGUGGUCAACAAAAAGAAGAAGGCGCCAUCCAAUCAGGCCAGUUUCACCCCAGCUUUGGGGCAUCCAGUCGACCCCAACUAUGCAGCAACGAAGUCCAGCGGAAGCGAAAGCGAUCCGAAUUACGAGUCCGUCAAUCAGUCCGAUCCAAACUACGAAAGCGUCAAGGAUUUCGAGCCGUUUCACGAAGAGGGCAAAGUUUGCGUUGCGGAAAAGGCCGCAGAUGUUUCGGAUAGUUCGAAUAGUGCGAGUAGGACAACGGAAAGUGAGCCACCGUACGAGCGGUUGCGUAACGAAGUGGAUAGUGAUAUUCCCGGGUAUGAAAAAGUAGGCAGUAACGGUUCUGCUAGUUCAGGGAUCGACGUGGAACACUUACAGAACGAGGAAACUGAUGUGAGUGUGAACAUACACGAUGAGGACGCUGUAGUUCAAGUUUAAUAAAGUUAUGUGAAUGGUACUUUACCAAAGCAAAA
This is a messenger RNA of Dendroctonus ponderosae (mountain pine beetle), 2359 nucleotides long. RefSeq lists its product as uncharacterized. Lineage: Eukaryota; Metazoa; Arthropoda; Insecta; Coleoptera; Curculionidae. The transcript is spliced from 11 exons. Bases 285 to 2324 code for a protein of 679 amino acids. The record is from RefSeq and is a predicted model, not a curated record.